Molecule: messenger RNA, 1304 nt
Organism: Dendrobium catenatum
Lineage: Eukaryota; Viridiplantae; Streptophyta; Magnoliopsida; Asparagales; Orchidaceae
Product: S-norcoclaurine synthase 1-like
Exons: 4
Coding region: 112-1185 (357 amino acids)
Source: RefSeq, a predicted model, not a curated record
AAUGAAGUAAAAUGCCUGAAAUUUUCUAAGGGCGAGCUCGAUCGAAAAGCUUUUGAGCUUUGGUUGCUAUAAAUUUCAGUGUGGGAGCUACAGGGAAGGGAGAAGGCAAAAAUGGGCUCAAAGUCUACAAACCCUCUUGAGUUAGGUCGAUCCUUACCCGUCCCCAAUGUGCAGGAACUCGCUCAAUCUGAUGAUCAGAUCCCCGAGCGAUAUUACAGGCCUGAAGCCGACGUUGAUCCGGUGGCCUCGAUCGAUGAGGAUGAGCUCCCGGUGAUCGAUCUAAUGAAGCUCCUCAAUCCGGAGCUCAUUGAUAAGGAUGAGCUUUUUAGGUUAGGAUCGGCAUGUAGGGAGUGGGGUUUCUUCCAGCUAAUAAAUCAUGGAAUUCCAGAAGAAGUGAUAGAGAAAACAAAGGAUGAUAUUAGCAAGUUCUUCAAGCUUCCACUCAAAGAAAAAGAAACGAUUAAACAAAUAUCUGGACAUAUUGAAGGUUAUGGUCAAAUCUUUGUGCACUCUGAAGAACAGAAGUUAGACUGGGCAGAUGUUCUAACUCUCAACAUCCAGCCUUCUCAGAAUAGAGACAUGAGAUUUUGGCCUACUAAUCCCACCACAUUCAGGGAUACACUAGACACAUACACAUUAAAGAUUGGAAAAGUUGUUGAUUGUCUUUAUGGAUUGAUGGCUGAGGAUUUGGGCGUUGAUCCUCAAGACAUGCUUAAUAUUUUUAGAGAUCAGCUGCAAUCUGUAAGAAUAAAUUACUAUCCACCAUGCAAGCAGGCUAAUAAGGUCCUGGGUCUCUCGCCACACAGUGAUGGAAGUGCAUUGACAGUGCUCCUACAAGCUAAUGAUGUCCAUGGUUUGCAGAUAAAGAAAAAUGACAAAUGGUUACUUGUAAAGCCAAAACCAAACGCAUUAAUAAUCAACAUUGGUGAUAUAAUGGAGAUAAUGACUAAUGGAAAGUAUAAAAGCAUAGAGCACAGAGCUAUUAUAAACAUGGAGGAGGAACGACUAUCAAUAGCGACAUUUCAUUUUCCAAGCAUUGAUGUUUUGUUGCGUCCUUUUCCCGAGCUUGUUAAUAGUGAUGGUAAGCUUUAUAAGACUAUAAGCGCCAAAGAAUAUGCAAUAGAAUAUUUUGCAGGAAAACUAAAUGGAAAGAAUGCCUUGGAGAGCAUGAAGCUAAGGAAAUGAUGGACCUUAUUUAAUAUAUACCUACUAUUAAUUUAUUAUAAGGAGAGCUUAUAUGUGAAAUAUGCAUAUUGAAGCUAAUAAUGUGUUGGAUCUCUUUCCACAUAAUGGUUGAAUUGCAU